Messenger RNA from Cygnus olor (mute swan), 2972 nucleotides. RefSeq names its product carbonic anhydrase 13-like. The record is from RefSeq and is a predicted model, not a curated record. The transcript has 7 exons. NCBI's taxonomy places the organism in Eukaryota, Metazoa, Chordata, Aves, Anseriformes, Anatidae. Gene Ontology annotation, molecular function: zinc ion binding; carbonate dehydratase activity. The coding region runs from base 134 to 910 and encodes 258 amino acids. Gene Ontology annotation, cellular component: cytoplasm.
CGGGGCGUCGCCGCCCGGCGCCUUCAAAGCAGGCGGCGGUGCCGGCGAGGGCGCUGUUGCCGUCCCGUCCCGUCCCGUCCCGUCUCGUCUCGUCCCGACCCGAGCCGUGCCGUGCCGCCCCGAGGCCGGAGCCAUGCUGCACUGGGGCUACGACGAGCACAACGGGCCUGCCCACUGGAAGGAGGUUUUUCCUGUCGCUAAUGGAGACCGUCAGUCACCCAUCGACAUCAAAACUGAGGAAACCAAGUAUGAUCCCUCUCUCCGUCCUUUAAAUCCCAAUUACGACCCGGCGUCUGCUAAAAUCAUCCUCAACAACGGGCACUCCACCAGUGUUGAGUUUGAUGACACCGUAAACAAAUCAGUGCUGACCGGGGGGCCACUCAGCGGGACCUACAGGCUGCGCCAGAUUCAUUUCCACUGGGGGUCCAACGACGAAGCCGGCUCUGAGCACGCGGUGGACGGGAUGAAAUAUGCAGCAGAGCUUCAUGUGGUUCACUGGAACGCAGAAAAAUAUUCCAGUUUUGUUGAGGCAGCUCGUCAGUCAGAUGGAUUGGCAGUCAUGGCUGUAUUUCUGAAGAUUGGUGAAUGCAACCCUCAGCUGAAGAAGAUUACUGACCGCCUGGACACCAUCAGAAUCAAGGGUAAAAGAGCACUAUUCACAAACUUCGAUCCUAGCUGUCUGCUUCCCAAAUCCCUGGACUACUGGACUUACUUUGGCUCUCUCACUGUUCCACCUCUUCUUGAAAGUGUCAUCUGGAUUGUUCUGAGAGAGCCCAUAAGUGUUUGUUCCGAACAGCUGGCCAAAUUCCGCAGCCUGCUGAGCACUGCUGAAGAUGAGGUCGCUUGCUGCUUGCUGCGAAACUAUCGGCCUCCCCAGCCUCUAAAGGGACGAGAAGUCAGAAGGAAUUGAAGGAGUAAAGCAAGAAUAGGCCACCUCUGACACCAAAGGCUGAAUUAAUUUUAAUAGUUAUAUACUUUGUGAUUUAUUUUUUUUUGUGAGUUGUUAUAACAAAUAGGUAUUGUUUAAUUGUUGGUUACUAUGCAGUCAUUUCUCACAGACAAGCAUGUCCUGAGUCUUUGUAGUUUCAUCAAUGAUGUCAGCAGGUCUGAAUGUGUUUGUGUGCAUGGGUAUGGGAGCAUAGAGGUGCCGGUGUUACAUGCGCAGAGGGUUAUCAUAAGGGUUAGAUGUGGUGAAGGAGUUGUGCAGAAUUUGGCACCAAAUUAGGAUGGCAUAUCACUAAGAGGAUCCCUCGUAUUAAAGCAUGUUCUGGGAUUAUUCUUGUGGUAUCUAACAUAACAUUUAGCUUCUCUGUAAGACUUUGUAUUGUAGUUCUCAUGAGAAAAACAUUUCAAGGCUGACGUAAUUUCAUUGCUGACUUCUGUGAUAUCAUACUAACCUUCCUACAAAAAGCAGCAGUGACUAACAGCAUUUAGGUAAAACAUAUCUAUAUGAUUCUUUUAUUCUGACUGCUUCAGAGCAGUUACGAUGUACUGAUCAAACAUCUUUUUUAAAAAAAGUUAGGAUUUUGUGUAUUGUGGGAUCAUGUCAGUUGGAUUAGGUAUUAGUGAAUUCUGCCACAUAUAGUGGUGAGUGUCCUUAACCUUGAAAAAUGCAAGGUGGAAGGUCACAGAAGGAUCUGUCAGUUCAUGCCUAAAUCCAGUCUGUUGCAUCUAUGAUGAACUAUAAGGGACUGUAGCAAUAUAUCCAUGUAGCAUCAAACUCCUACUACUUCAACGAGUACUCAGGAGACCGGGACAGCUCUUGCUUUAGACUGGUUCACACAAGACACCCCGAGUUGUGCUUGGAGCACAGCAUUGCUUGGGUACAUAACAUCUCCUAGGUACCUGCUGAAGUUCUGCUGACAUAGCAGAACUUGAGUGGUUGCAUUUCUAUUCCGAGACCAAAGAUAGCAUUUAGAGCAAGCCAAAGAAAUCAGAAUCAAGUCAAUAUCUAAUAAAAGAUGAGUCCAUAAUAGCAACUUGAAAUGUCUGUCAUUAUGGAUUGACUUGAGCCUGUGUUUCUCUCAGGAGCUUUUGUUAUUUGAAUGUAAUUAUUCGUUUCAAGCCAAACUUAUUUUUAUUAUUUUUAAUGAACUUGCUGUAGGAUGUAGCUUAGUAUAGGUAGAUUACCUUAAGACUGUGAUAAUUAAUGAAAAACAGUGGUACCUGAGAGAGGUGGAAGGUGGUUUCAUGGACAGGGACUGCCACUGGUCUCUGUAGUACCUCUGACCUCAUCUUCCAUGACUGCUCUCCAUGAAUUUGUUUGUUCAUAGGUUUUAUAUGCUGUGCCUCUUGCCUCAACAGGUCUUUUUAUCUUAGAUGGACAAAUAUGAUGGAAAUCACUAACAGAAUUGAUUUUAUAUACCUUCUUUUAACUGAAUAAAGUAGAUAGUCAUAGAUAUUUUAGCUUAGUUGAAGAUAGGUAGAUUUUUUUUUUGUCCUCUCCUCCCCAGACUACAGGUACUAUUGCUGCAAGGCCUCUCAGUGCCUUCUGAAUGUUUUCUGAAGGAAUGAACACAAAUAGACUAUGGGAAAAAUAAAAGGGCAUUUGGCAGCAACAGGUACAAGUAUUAAACAAAAGGGAAAAAACCUGCCAGCACUUUUUGUUUCCUGGCAUGGGGAGAAGAAAGCAGCUGAAAGGACCCAGGCUGCUUCUUUCUGAAUAAGGACGUCUGCAAGGUGUGAAUGGAGAGAGCACGAGUGUGUUGUGUGUUUUCACACCCUUUUUUAGAUUUAGUGUUGGAUCUGAUAUAUUUUGGCCAAUCAUGUAAGUAGCUGCAGAAAAUGAAUAAUUGUUUAUAAAUUGCAUGAAGGUUAUAAAAUUUUUUUGCCUGAGAAGAGAACGUAAUAAGGCUACUGCUUCAUAUCAGAAACAAAACUUUUACGUGUUUUUUACGUAUUGAAAAAACAGUGGAGUUGAUCCAGUGGUUGGUAUUUAUGAGGAUUUUAUCAAAUAAAAAAAAUGGAUUUUA